Molecule: messenger RNA, 492 nt
Organism: Helobdella robusta
Lineage: Eukaryota; Metazoa; Annelida; Clitellata; Rhynchobdellida; Glossiphoniidae
Exons: 4
Coding region: 1-492 (163 amino acids)
Source: RefSeq, a predicted model, not a curated record
AUGUACAUUCAAAGAGUAGAACGAGCAGAGAUAAGCAUGGCAAAUACAAAACAUGGAUGCAAGCAGUGCCUGUACAUUAUCGCACAGAUACACAACAUAGAUGAACAUCUAAGAUACCAGAAUAGAAGCAUAACACUCUUCCAACAUAAAUAUACGAAAUACGUUUUAAAAAAAUUCGCAGCAAGUUUUGGCUAUUUACACGAUGCAGAAAUGCACUUUAUGAUGGGAUGCUUCAUGCCUGUGCAUGUAAGAAGUGACGCAAAUUAUGCCUCUAAUGUCCGACAACCAACGACGAGCAUGGCCGUUCCAUUGCUGCUGCUCAUAUUCAUCAUUCCAACUAAUCAGAGCCAACAUCUGACCCAAAAUCUGAUUAACACAAAAAACGUGCAAUAUAACAACCGACUAACUUGCAGCAUCGAAUUGAACACAACACAGAACAACACAGAACAACCCAGCACAAGACAUCAAAACGCGAUAGAAAAAAUAGUUUGA